AUGUUUCAUGCCAUAGGAAACUACUUUCAUGACCGGCGCGGCACUCUCUCCAAGGCGGUGGGCUAUGUCGGCGGCGCGUACAUGGUUGGGCGGUACAUCUCCGAGCGGCUUGAGGACGUUCGCAAGUCCAUCCUUCAGGAACGGGCGGCACAGGAAAAUCUCCGGCGGCGGUUCGAGCAGAACCAGCAAGAUGCGUCGUUCACCGUCAUGGCGCUCCUCCCCACCCUCGGCGGCCACAUCCUGCAGGGCAUGGACGUCGAAGGCGUGACACAAGAGCUGCAGUCCUACUCCUCCAAGACCCCCCGCGCUCGCAUCGAGUUCCAGCACCCCACCGCCCCCUCCGAGUCCAGCGUCACCUCGAGCGUCGACGCCGCACGUAGCCCCGGGCAAGACGGCCGCUCCGACAACGGCUCCGCCUCCGUGACGUCCUCCGUGGACGCUGUCUCGACCCCCGACAUGUCCGCGUCCUCGGCCUCCUGGGUCGAUCAGUUCUCGCUCGGGUCGUCCCAGGUCUCCGCCGUCUCUCCCGCCGCAGCUCGCGAGGCGUCCGACUGCGGCUCUAGUGCGGCCGUCGACCUCUCCGACUCGAUGCUCACGACGAGCUCUGCCUCGAGCUCUUCCGCCGCUGCGCCGUCUGCGUCCGCAAAUAUCCUGGCGGUGCUCAGUCCGACGACGAAGAGCAAGGCGGAAUUGUGGCGGGAAGUGAAGAUACUAACAUUUACUCGAACAUUGACUGUAAUCUACUCUAUCACCCUCCUCACUCUCUUCACGCAUAUUCAACUCAACGUCCUGGGACGGUCGAAAUACAUACAAUCCAUGAUUCAACAGGAGCGCGACGAGCGUCUCCGCGAACAGCUUCAAUAUAGUACCUCAGUGUACUCUCUUUUCUGGGACGACAAAAGCUUCGAGGAUCCGGAGACGGACGAGCUGGAGGACGCAGAAAACAUAUCGGAGGAAACCGAGCGCAAGUACCUCACACUCAGCUGGUGGAUCCUCCAUGUGGGAUGGAAAGACGUUGGGGAACGUGUGAGACGGGGCGUCGAGGAGGUUUUUGAAGGCGUCUCCUUGAAGACGAAGCUCAGUGCUGCAGAUCUUCAUCGUCUCAUCAAUGAUGUACGACGACGGGUCGAGUACGAGGUGACCUUUGAGGGAAAAGAGCGUCGAAUAAACUUCAUGUCAACACUCCUCCCACCCACACCAGAAACCCUUCAACAUGUUCUCACCCAAGGAGGCAUCCCAAGCUGGCUUGCAAUGUCCCCCGACUCUACUUUCGACUCCUUCCUGGUUGAAACGCGGAAUUACAUCACAUCAGGUUCUUUUGAACGAGUUCUCGAAGUUUGCCUGGACCACGCUGCAGAAGAACUCUUCCAUGGUGUAGAGAGAAACGUCUUCGGAACCACCACCGACACAGACGACGUCCUCCUGGGCGACCAGGAGCCGCGAGAACGGCUUGCGGGGAUGCUCCCUGGCCUAGCUCGUUGGUGCCACAUCGCCCUAGAGGGCCUACCAAAUGAACUGGUGGAUGGCUUGGCGGAGCUGCGGGAAGUUUCGGCUCUCUCAGCGAUUAUAUAUACAAGCUACGAGGAUCGAUUCCGGUAA
Molecule: messenger RNA, 1599 nt
Organism: Epithele typhae
Lineage: Eukaryota; Fungi; Basidiomycota; Agaricomycetes; Polyporales; Epitheliaceae
Product: Peroxin-3
Exons: 7
Coding region: 1-1599 (532 amino acids)
Biological process (GO): protein import into peroxisome membrane
Cellular component (GO): peroxisomal membrane
Molecular function (GO): protein-macromolecule adaptor activity
Source: RefSeq, a predicted model, not a curated record